This is a messenger RNA of Labrus mixtus (cuckoo wrasse), 1522 nucleotides long. RefSeq names its product odorant receptor, family 95, subfamily A, member 1 (gene or95a1). Gene Ontology annotation, cellular component: membrane. The transcript has a single exon. Bases 368 to 1333 code for a protein of 321 amino acids. Lineage: Eukaryota; Metazoa; Chordata; Actinopteri; Labriformes; Labridae. The record is from RefSeq and is a predicted model, not a curated record. Gene Ontology annotation, biological process: G protein-coupled receptor signaling pathway. Gene Ontology annotation, molecular function: G protein-coupled receptor activity.
AAAGUUCUAUGUUAAAGAACAGAACGCUUUGCCAUUGCCUCUGACUGAUGAAGACGUCAUUUGGUAUGAAAAUGCUUUCUAAUGAUGAAUGUUAGAUGUGUUUUAAGUGUCAGUGCAAUUUUUUCUGUUUAAAUGUUUGAUUUGGAGGGUAAAUAUUGUAUCUUGUAAAUAGUAUGUACUUGCAAUGUUUUUUUUUUUUCUUCUAACCAUUUUCAAGUGUUUACAUCCUGUUCUUUUUCCCAUGAUUUUUUAAAGGUUUUAUUCUAUUUUUAACUUAAAAUGUCACCAUGAAUUUUUGAGGAUGUAUUUUAAGCAUUAGUAAGGACAUUUUAUUCAUUGUGUCUUGAACAGGUAACCCACAUGCAAAAUGCAGAAUCUGACAGAUUUUCCGGGAAAUGCAACUUCCCACAAAACCUCGUCUGUGAUCAUCAAGGUGUGUGUGGUUAUCCCCUUUUUCUGCGUCUUCCUGUGCUGCAUCGGUGUCAUGCUGCAUAUUUUUGCAUCUCACAGACAGUUCCUGGACACAUCUCGGUACAUCCUGUUUGCCUGCAUGCUCAUCAAUGACACCGUCCAGCUCUUGUCCUCUGUGCUGCUUUUCCUCUUCGUCAUGAGCCAGGUGAAAUUCGCUAUUGUCUACUGUGUUCCUCUGCUGUUUUUUUCCAGCGCCACUUUCCAGAACACACCUUUAAUCCUGGCCACCAUGUCACUGGAGCGUUAUGUUGCCAUCUUCUACCCCCUGCAGCGCCCGGCGGCCUGGCGCUCCGACCGAAUCUGGAUCAUUGUUCUGUCUCUGUGGCUCAUCAGCUGCAUUAUCCCUCUCAUUGACCAUGCCAUCAUGGAACAUGACCCUGCUGUGAAUAUCUUCUCCACCCCUGUGAUUUGCAAAACUAAUUCUAUUAACUCAUCCCCGAUCCAGACAUUGUUCAGAGCUGCCAUGAGUUUUCUUUUCUUUGCAGUAGUGGCUGUUAUCAUCCUCUUUACAUAUGUGAGAAUCCUGCUGGAAACCAGGAAGCUGAGACAAGACAAAGAGUCUGUAAGCAAAGCCAUGCACACAGUGCUGCUGCACGGCUUUCAGCUGCUGCUGUGCAUGUUGGCCUUCACCAGCCCCAUCACUGAAACUCUCAUAGUUCUGCAUGUUAACUGGCUGCCAGGGGAUGUGUCCUUUUUUAAUUACUUUUGUUUUAUACUGAUUCCACGCUUUCUCAGCCCGCUCAUCUACGGCUUUAGAGAUCAGAUUCUCAGGGCCUACAUUGCAAAAAUGUUUCUCUGCUGCUCAAACAAAGUCAAACCAGGUAUCAGAGGCAAGCUGCAGGAAACCGUGUCUGCGAGAUGAAAAAGAGACUGAGUGUAUACUGUCAAAAAGAUGGAUUUGUGAUGUUAAACAGGGUAUCGGAAGGUCUAAAAAUGUCUACAGAGAACAUUGAAUUCAAUGUUGUAUUUAAAGGCUUAAACAGCUUUAAACAUAUGUUAUACUGUUGUUGGUGAUCCCUGCAGAAACUCUGUACAACAUAAAUCUGUCUUC